AUGUCGCUCUCGAAAAGCGAAUCCGACGUAAUCCUCAACCGAGCCAACGUCGCCCUAUCCCGCAGCCAACGGCUCGUAGCCUCAUGGCUACCACAACAAACAACAGAAGAACUAGCAAACCCCAAGACCGACGAAGAACUCCAACAAGAAGAAGAUGAAAUCUUCACUGCAGUGCCAGAGACCCCCCUCCCCCAGAAAGCAGCCGAUGGAAGCUGGAACCGCACAGAGCUGGACUCGAACGAUAAACUGCGCAAACAACUUCUCGGCAAGAACUACGAUCGCGUUAUGAAGGCCGCUGCCGAGCAGAAGGCGGCGGCUGCUGCUGCUACGGCCGCGGCUGCGGCUGCGGCUUCGUCUGCUUCGGCUGGUGUGACGAAAGCUGAAGUCGAAGAGGAGUACGAUGAAGAGGAUGGUCGGUCCGCUAUGCUUGCUAAACAGAAGAAUAAGAGGAAGGCUGGGGCUGGGGCGAAUCGUGGUGUGCAUCCUGCUGCUGCUGCGGCUGCGGCUGCGGCUGGUGAUAAAGGUGGUGAGGAGGGUGAGGGUGAGGGCGAGGGUGCGCCGGCUCCUGCGCGCUCAAAGGGCAGGAAGAAAGCAACGAGUUAUCUUGAUGAGCUUUUGGCUGAGCGUGCGAAGAAGAGAAAGAAGAGGUGA
Messenger RNA from Penicillium verrucosum, 651 nucleotides. Its product is annotated as DUF3245 domain-containing protein. Lineage: Eukaryota; Fungi; Ascomycota; Eurotiomycetes; Eurotiales; Aspergillaceae. The transcript is spliced from 2 exons. The record is from RefSeq and is a predicted model, not a curated record. Bases 1 to 651 code for a protein of 216 amino acids.